Molecule: messenger RNA, 4252 nt
Organism: Anastrepha obliqua
Lineage: Eukaryota; Metazoa; Arthropoda; Insecta; Diptera; Tephritidae
Gene: trp
Product: transient receptor potential protein
Exons: 16
Coding region: 321-4094 (1257 amino acids)
Biological process (GO): calcium ion transmembrane transport; regulation of cytosolic calcium ion concentration; manganese ion transport
Cellular component (GO): membrane; cation channel complex
Molecular function (GO): inositol 1,4,5 trisphosphate binding; protein binding; store-operated calcium channel activity
Source: RefSeq, a predicted model, not a curated record
UCUUGAACUCUUAACAACAAAAUUGCGGAAUCGGAAAAAUGGAAAGUAAAAUAUCUGGGAAAUAUUGAAAGCGUUAAAAAGGAUAUUCGCUCAAGGAUCAAAAGGGCAAUUGAUCCUUAAAAGGAUACAAUUUGUGGAUAAGUAGUGAAGGAGUAAAGGAUAAUUCGAACUAAAGGAUACACUGUGUGGAUUAGAAGGUGAAAAGACAGAUGUGUGAACGGAGAAUACAACGUCAAUAAAAAAUCCACAAAAAUUCUUACUCUUCAACAAUAAUUUUAUUGCGCGAAAAACUUCCUCCGCGUGCGUGUUGAAACGGAAAAAUGUCACAGCAACGGAAGACCGCUGCUGAUGACCCUGAACAGGGUGAUCCCAGCUACAACAUCUCCAUGGGAGAGGAGUAUAUGCUAAAUGAGAUUGAAAAGAAUUUCAUAUUAGCUGCCGAACGUGGUGACAUACAGGGUGUUAAGAAAAUCAUCGAAGACAACAAAGGUCAACCAGAUAAAUUUAAUAUAAAUUGCGUCGAUCCGCUUAAUCGCUCCGCACUCAUUUCCGCCAUUGAGAAUGAGAACUUCGAUUUAAUUAUUGUAUUGCUGGAGUGUGGCAUUGAAGUGGGCGAUUCAUUGUUGCAUGCCAUAUCGGAGGAAUAUGUCGAAGCGGUAGAGGAACUACUGCAGUGGGAGGAAUCUCAUCACAAAGAAGGGCAGCCUUAUAGCUGGGAGUCUGUUGACCGUUCUAAGUCGACAUUUACGCCGGAUAUCACGCCAUUAAUAUUGGCAGCUCAUCGCAACAAUUACGAGAUACUUAAAAUCUUAUUGGAUCGGGGUGCAACGCUGCCCAUGCCGCAUGACGUGAAAUGCGGUUGCGAUGAGUGCGUCACCUCCCAAGAAACCGACUCACUGCGGCACUCCCAAUCGCGCAUCAACGCCUACCGCGCGCUCUCCGCCAGCUCACUGAUAGCGCUCAGCUCGCGCGAUCCCGUCUUGACGGCCUUUGAACUCUCAUGGGAAUUGAAGCGAUUGCAGGCGAUGGAAUCGGAAUUCAGAGCGGAAUAUACGGAAAUGCGUGUAGGCGUGCAAGAAUUUGUCUCAUCAUUAUUGGAUCACGCGCGCACUUCAACCGAACUGGAGGUAAUGCUUAACUUCAAUCACGAGCCGACAACUGACAUUUGGAUGCCGGGGCAGCGACAAACUUUGGAGCGCCUAAAAUUGGCCAUACGCUACAAACAGAAGGCGUUUGUGGCACAUCCGAAUGUGCAACAGCUGUUGGCGGCCAUUUGGUAUGAGGGAUUGCCUGGUUUUAGGCGCAAACAAGCCUCUCAACAGAUCAUGGACGUAGUGAAGUUGGGCACUAUGUUUCCCAUUAACAGUAUGAACUAUCUGCUGGCGCCGGACUCUGAUGCAGGCAAAUUCAUGAGGAAGCCAUUUGUGAAAUUUAUAUCGCACUCCUGUUCGUAUAUGUUCUUUUUGAUGCUUUUGGGUGCAGCUUCAUUGCGUGUGGUUGAUCUCGCCUUCGAGCUUUUGGCAUUUCCUUGGAUGUUGGCCAUGUUGGAAGAUUGGCGUAAGCACGAGCGUGGUUCGCUGCCGGGACCCAUUGAAUUGGGCAUCAUCACCUAUAUUGCCAGUUUGGUCUUUGGCGAACUGAAAACACUUUAUUCCGAUGGAUUGUUCGAGUAUAUUAUGGACCUUUGGAAUAUUGUCGACUUCGUAUCGAAUAUGUUCUAUGUUACGUGGAUACUCUGUAGAGCCACUGCAUGGAUUAUAGUGCAUCGCGAUUUGUGGUAUCGCGGCAUCGAUCCAUACUUUCCACGCGAACACUGGCAUCCCUUUGAUCCGAUGUUGCUUUCUGAAGGCGCUUUUGCUGCCGGUAUGGUCUUCUCGUAUUUGAAGUUGGUGCACAUCUUCUCCAUCAAUCCACAUUUGGGACCAUUGCAAGUUUCUUUGGGCCGGAUGAUAAUCGAUAUCAUAAAAUUCUUCUUCAUCUACACUUUGGUAUUGUUUGCUUUCGGUUGUGGACUCAACCAACUGCUGUGGUACUAUGCUGAAUUGGAGAAGAACAAAUGCUACCAUUUGCAUCCAGAUGUGGCAGACUUCGAUGACCAAGAAAAAGCCUGUACUAUUUGGCGACGAUUUUCAAAUCUCUUCGAAACCUCACAGUCACUCUUUUGGGCUUCCUUCGGCUUAGUCGAUUUAGUGUCAUUCGAUUUGGCUGGCAUCAAGAGCUUCACCCGCUUCUGGGCAUUACUCAUGUUCGGCUCAUACUCGGUGAUCAACAUUAUUGUGCUCCUCAACAUGCUCAUCGCUAUGAUGUCCAAUUCAUAUCAAAUUAUUUCGGAACGCGCAGAUGUAGAAUGGAAAUUCGCACGCUCUCAGCUGUGGAUGAGCUAUUUCGAGGAUGGUGGCACUGUGCCGCCUCCAUUCAAUAUAAUGCCAUCGGUUAAGCUAUUGCGCAAGACACUAGGCAAGGAGGGGCCAAAGCGCACCAAGAGUUUUAUGCGUAAAACCAAGGAACGUUCGCAGGCGCUACACGACAAAGUCAUGAAACUGCUAAUACGACGUUUCGUCACGGCAGAGCAACGGCGACGUGACGACUAUGGCAUAACCGAAGAUGAUAUCAUUGAAGUGCGUCAGGACAUUAGCUCUUUGCGUUUCGAGUUGUUGGAUAUUUUCCAAACCAAUCGUUUCAAUGUGCCCGAUAUUGAGAAGAAAACAGCAGCUGCGGCGGCCGGCACAAAGAAGGGUAAGGUGAUGGAACGACGUAUACUGAAAGAUUUCCAAAUCGGUUUUGUUGAGAAUCUGCAACACGAAAUGACUGUAGGAGAUGAGGGUAGCAAGGAUAUCUUCUCGUCGUUGGCGCGAGUGAUUGGCAAGAAGAAGUCGCUGAAGUCAGGCGAAAAGGACUGGAAUGCAAUUGCACGACAGAAUACAAUGACCGCAGAUCCGAUUGGCUCCAAGCGUUCCUCCAUACAGCGCCACAGUCAGCGCAGCUUGCGGCGCAAGAUCAUCGAUCAAGCGAAUGAAGGUCUCAGGAUGAACCAGAAUCAGUUGAUUGAAUACAAUCCCAACUUGGGCGACGUGACACGUGCCACACGUGUCGCAUACGUAAAGUUCAUGAAGAAGAAGAUGGCCGCUGACGAAGUGGGAGCUGCAACCACCACUGCAGAUGCCGAAGCUACGACAAGUGCCACUAUCAAGGAUGAGAAAGCUGCAGAAUCAAAACCUGAUGAAGCGAAAACUGCUGGUGAUGCCAAGGCCGAUACCGUCUCGAAAGCCUCAAGCUCGGAUGACAAACCCAAAGAUGGCAAGCCAGGUGAUGGCAAACCAACUGCACCUGCACCACCCGGCAAGCCAGCAGCUGGCGCCAAGCCAACCGAUGCUGCAAAGAAGGACGAAGCAGCCAAGCCUGCUCCAGGCGCUGCAGGUGCUGCGGCUAAACCAGCGCCAAGUGCUGCCAAACCUGAUGCGAAGAAGGAAGAUGGUGCCAAACCCGCUGGUGCCGAUGCUAAGCCCGCAACUGCCGCCAAACCUGGUGAUGCCGCUGCCGCUAAACCAGCUGUUGCUAAGCCUGGUGAAGCUACAAAGCCCGAAGCUGCUGCCAAGAAAGAGGAUGCUGCCAAAACUGAAGCCGCAAAACCAGCCGCUGCAGCAGGUGCCAGUGCGACCGCCAGCGCUGCGAAAGGUGCUGCACCAGCUGCACCCGCGAGUUCUAAACCGGAUACAACUGCUACAACUGGCACAAAACCAGCGGAGGCGGGAGCGCCGGCUACUACAAAAGCUGCUGGUGGUAGUAGCGGUGGUGAUGCUGCGGGUGGUACGGGGGCGACUGCCAAAACAGAUGACAAGAAGGCUGAUGAAAAGAAGGCUGACGAAACGAAGGGUGAUGAAAAGAAGGGUGACGAAAAGAAGGGUGAUGAGAAGAAGGCCGAUGAAAAGAAGGGCGACGAAAAGAAGACCGACGAGAAGAAACCGGACGACAAGAAAGCAGCAGCACCAGCACCUGCUAAGCCGGUUAUUAAAGUGGGUCAAAGUAGUGCGGCUGCCGGCGGUGAACGUGGCAAAUCCACAGUCACGGGUCGCAUGAUAUCCGGUUGGCUAUAAGGCGAGAAGAUUUAUGUGUACUUUUAGCCACCGAUUGAAGUAUUUUAAACACUGACAAACAUACUUAGGCUUACUGAGCUUUGUGUGGGACAAAUAAAUUUAUAUUAAAUUGAAGUCGUCUUAAGUGAAAUAAAUGAAUUAUGAGUAAAAGCGGUAAA